Molecule: messenger RNA, 2117 nt
Organism: Perognathus longimembris pacificus (Pacific pocket mouse)
Lineage: Eukaryota; Metazoa; Chordata; Mammalia; Rodentia; Heteromyidae
Gene: Tsnax
Product: translin associated factor X
Exons: 6
Coding region: 68-934 (288 amino acids)
Cellular component (GO): nucleus; cytoplasm
Molecular function (GO): sequence-specific DNA binding; RNA endonuclease activity; RNA binding
Source: RefSeq, a predicted model, not a curated record
CCGACGCCGCCCUCCGCCCGCCCGGCGUUCUGCGGACUCGGUGUGCCUGGGGGAAAGCGCGGCCGACAUGAGCGGCAAAGAAGGAGGGUUCCGGAAGAGGAAGCAUGACAACUUCCCGCACAGCCAGAGGCGAGAGGCGAAGGACGUUAACUCGUCCUCCCCGGUGAUGUUGGCCUUCAAAUCAUUUCAGCUGGAACUGGAUGCAAGGCAUGACAAAUAUGAGAGACUUGUGAAACUAAGCCGGGACAUAACUGUUGAAAGUAAAAGGACAAUUUUUCUCCUCCAUAGGAUUACCAGUGCUCCUGAUAUGGAAGAAAUAUUGGCUGAAUCAGAAAUUAAGUUGGAUGGUGUCAGACAAAAAAUAUUGCAGGUAGCCCAAGAGCUAUCAGGAGAAGACAUGCAUCAAUUCCAUCGAGCCAUUACCACAGGGCUGCAGGAAUAUGUGGAAGCUGUCUCUUUUCAACACUUCAUCAAAACACGUUCAUUAAUCAGUAUGGAAGAAAUUAAUAAGCAGUUGAUAUUUACAACUGAAGACAGUGGGAAAGAAAACAAAACUCCCACCUCAGAUGCCCAGAUGAAGCAGCCAGUCACUUGGAGCCUGAAAGUUACGCCUGUGGACUACCUGCUGGGAGUGGCCGACCUGACGGGAGAGCUGAUGCGCAUGUGCAUUAACAGCGUGGGGAACGGGGACAUCGACACGCCCUUUGAAGUGAGCCAGUUUUUGCGCCAGGUUUAUGAUGGGUUCUCAUUCAUUGGCAACACUGGUCCUUAUGAGGUUUCCAAGAAGCUGUACACCUUGAAACAGAGUCUGGCCAAAGUGGAGAAUGCUUGUUAUGCCCUGAAAGUCCGGGGCUCAGAGAUACCAAAGCAUAUGCUGGCAGAUGUGUUUUCAGUUAAAACAGAAAUGAUAGAUCAGGAAGAGGGUGUGUCUUAGGGUAAUACCUGCCAGCUAUUCUCCUGUGACAGCUUCGGAGACUGUUACUUGGUGUUUGGUUUGACUUUGGUGUGGCUUUUACAUACAGAUGUUUUCAGUUGUACUGUUUUAAGCUGUAUACAAACUGUAUAUAAAAUUACCCAAAUGAGUCGUUUCUUAGUGUUUCUGAAAGUUUGCAUUCAAGUGUUUACCCAUGUGUGUCUUUGUGAAGUUUUUGCUAACUUUUGUUGCUUAUCUAUUAUAUCAAUAUGUCUCAGAUGGCACUUUCUGUCAGACCUGUUUUAGCUUACAGUGUGUGAACUUUGGAGUUGUAGUUUUUAGUGGGGUUUUUAUUUUUUAGAGAAAAAAAUUUCUUAGUUAAACUUCUGGACUUGAGCUUCCUGUUUAUAAAUUUCUUGGUAGUACCGUGCCAAGCUUCCAAGAUAGGCUUAAUUCAUAGAUCGAGAAUUAAGGAACUAUUGGUAUUUUUUAAGUGUAAGUUUUGAGCUGUUAAUAGUGAGAAUUCGUAUAGUUCUGGCAACUUUUGGGCCAAUUUGAAUUUCUAUGUAACAGCCUUCUAGAAAAGCUGACAGGGUACUUAGGUACUCAUUUUUUUUGUCCUUUAUCACAGAAGAUGUGAUGAGCAUUUGGAGAUAAUGUUGUAAUAUUUUUCACUGGUAAAGAUGAGUUGCAUUGUAUACUUGUAUAUGGAGCUAAAAAUCUUUUAGUAGUGAUUAUUUAGCAGAGUUUUUCUGUGUUUUUUGGGGGGGAAGGGGAAUGAAGUUAUGAGGCAUGUUUGGAGGCUUUCUUACUCUAGCAUCUAUAGAAGUUACAUUUAAAUAAUUACAAUGACAUUUUAAAUACUAAGUUAUUCCAAACCUUUGUAGUUGUCCUGUGGUGUUAACUGAUGAAGUUGCCAAAGAAAAUGUAUUCUGUAUAACUGAGCAAUAAGACAGUUGUCAGCGCUGGCAGUCUGUGGUUGUCUUCAGGGCUGGGAUCUGCUACCGAGCUGAGCUACAGCUGAUCACCUGUGACGUGGUCCUGGCUGGUCACUGGGUAGUUCCAACUGUUUUGUGAGUUUUGAGAAUCCAGAUGCUGGGUUUUAUUUUUUUGAAAGAUUAUCUCUGUUUGUAAGGGCUGAUUCUUUGCAAAUGUAAUUUUCCAAAAAAUAUUACCUAAAGGAAAAUAAAACAGACAUGCCUGA